Molecule: messenger RNA, 1854 nt
Organism: Aureobasidium melanogenum CBS 110374
Lineage: Eukaryota; Fungi; Ascomycota; Dothideomycetes; Dothideales; Saccotheciaceae
Exons: 2
Coding region: 1-1854 (617 amino acids)
Molecular function (GO): protein binding
Source: RefSeq, a predicted model, not a curated record
AUGGGCUUCUUUAAGCAUCUCCGCGCCAAAUCACAUAACAAGGAAAGCAGCAGCACCACCAACAGUCCAAAACGUUCUUCUCCCCUUGCUAUUCGUCCUGGACGUGACUUUGCUGCCAAACUUCCCAAUGACAUACUCACAAAGAUCAUGGUGCAGGUCGCACCGCAUACCCAGGAUGAGACAUACGAGCCUAGCGAGAGGUCGACAGCCGGCGAGGGAUGCAUGUUAUGCGACUUGAGAGAUCUAGCAAAGGCUGGUCAAGUCUGUCGACGAUGGUACAACGCUGCUGCCACUGUCUUAUACAGCAGCGUCCGCAUCGAUGCCGUCCACUACUGCGAACUCGAGGAGAUCCUGGCCGAGAAGAGACAGAAAAAGACAUUCCUCAAAGCUCCCAUUGAGUCUGGCGACGUUCCCACCAUCAGAUUGGCCCUCUUCUGCCGCACCGUACGAGAAAAUCCCAACCUGGCACAUGGCGUGACUAUGCUCAAGCUACCGUACAUGACCCGAGAAACCGCAAAGGCCGACCUUGCCCGCACCAUAUCUGUUUUGCCAAACUUGAAAUACGUCGAUCUACCUGACGGAGCUUUCAAUGGCGACCCGGCCUGUAUGCCCCUUGUCCACGAGCUGCAAGCACGCUGUCCCGAUAUCCGCAAGAUGAGCUACAGAUCAGGUUCCGAAGGCUCGUUCGAACAACUUGCUCGUCGCAACUGGCAAGCGCUCGAGAUUAUCGAGAUUUCGGGUAUUCAAGUUGAGCCCAGCACGCUGCGUAUCGUCCUUGGUUCGCUGCCAGCUCUGCGUGAGCUCACAAUGACUGACUUGCCCUGGCUGGACGACACCAUCUUCUACCAAUCCCCCAUGCUUCCAGACUUCCCCGCUCUGCGCACUCUAGCUUUCGAAAACACGCCUAGAAUCACCGCCGAGGGUAUGGGCGUUUAUUUCGAGAAACCCCUCAACCGCAACACCCUCAAUGACCUCUCACUCAACGGCACCGGUAUCGACCCUAUCCACCUACACCACUUCCUGUUCGAUGCUUCGGCUCUACACUUCCUAUCCAUCGUCGAAACCGUCUCAAACUCUCUCGCUCUCUCACUCAACGAUCUCCCACCUCUCGAGUCCAUCUCUCUCAAGGUCCUCCACUACGAACUCACCGACUCAGAAGAUGCCCAUGGCCUACAAAAACCCGCUGCUUCAUACUACGCAUAUCUGGCUCAGUCACUACAUGCAAACGGUCUGCCUGCUCUUUCGCAGCUUUACGUUCGUGACCCCGACUUUGCUGAGAUUAUGCUGCUCCCCGCACCUCCAACACCCUUUAUGGACGGCGGCGGCAAUCAGCGCCAGAGUGUUGUAGGAGCCAUGAAUCCGCCCCGUGGAUUGCACCAGCCUCUGGAAGUCUUUUCUAAGGGUCUAGAUGAAGUGGAAUGGGCUUUCACAGCGUACCAACCACCAGCUCCAUCUCACGGUCGUCAUGGAUCAGGUAGUAGUGGGCGCCCACAGAGCGCAUACAGUGCUGCUCGCGGUCUCGGCCCUCAAUGGGCGCAAGGCGGCUUCGGCGGCGACGCACGCAAAAGUGUUAUUGUCGGUAAUGGCUAUGGUGGCUUCCUAGCAGUCCCGCAAGAAGAAGCAGCACGACCAAGAUCAUCAGCCGGCCAUGAGUCUCGCAGCUGGGGUAGCAGCAGUCCUGGAAACGGAGGCGGUGCGCUCGCCGCUCUGGCUACCAUGGGUACCAGUGUUGGCAGCAGUGCUGGUGGCUUUGGAAGUCGUGGCAGUUGGCUCAAACCUCCACCAAAGAUUCCUGGUGCCGAGGGUAACGGAGGCCACAAGCGCGCUGGCAGUCGACAGGACCUAUGGCGAUGA